Molecule: messenger RNA, 2805 nt
Organism: Benincasa hispida (wax gourd)
Lineage: Eukaryota; Viridiplantae; Streptophyta; Magnoliopsida; Cucurbitales; Cucurbitaceae
Source: RefSeq, a predicted model, not a curated record
GGUGUCCAUUUCGAAGGAGGUGAUCACAAAUUUUCCCUCCAUAUUUGCAUCUCUCACUCUCAGAUUGGUUAGUAAUAUCGUGGAGUCUGGCGCGCGCUUUAUCGCUCCCUUUCUUGGUUUCCGCUCUGCGAUAGUUUGAUCGGCACGGAACAGAAACUUGAACUGAAUCACAUCUUCUUGCUCUGCGAACUGUCGACGAUGGAAGAGUAUUUGCAGUACAUGAAGACACUGCGCUUCCAAAUGAAUGACGUGGAGGAUCAAGCUAUGAAGAUCUCUGUCGAAGAGCAUAUGCACUUUGCUACUAUUCAAACCAUGGAGAACGAUCUCACCUCUGGUCAAGUCUCUACUUCUAGUCUUCUAGUUCGUUAUCUGUUUAUCUUAACGUUAUUCCUUCUGCAUCUAGUAAAAUAUUUCAGAACGUACAUUUUUAUAUUUUUUUUUACUGAGAUUUUGCAGAUUUAUUCUCUCUUUUUUCCUAGCUCGUCCUCGAUUAGUUUUAUUUCACGUCAGAUGGUUCCGAGGGUGUCUAACUGAUUAUUCUUAUCAUUUUUUUGCUCAAAACUUCAUAGCAUCUAGUUUGCCUUUUGCUCACGUUUUCUCCCCGUUUUCUAAAUUCUUCUGAUAUAUAUACAUAUGGAUGGAGGAUGAACUUAUUUGAAAGCAGUUCUGGUUACUUCAUGCCAUUUUCCUGUACUCUGCCGACUACAACCAUGAAUACAGGGUGAAAUUGAAGGAUUUUGCUGUUUUUAUUACAACGGCAACUGAAUAAUUCUUCUAAUCUAUUCAGAGACUAGCAUAGACCUUUUGUCCUCAAACAAGUUGAUGCGUUUAGUCCUAAAAUCUAUUUGAAUACUUUUUUUUUUGCCAAGGCAUUUCAAAGUGGUAAAAUAAUCCUGUUUGAAGAAUGUCAUAAUUCAUAUCGGCAAUACAUUAUUACGUGAAUUGAUUAACAAAAACCUAAGAACGUUCGUCUUCUUCUAAGUUGAUCCAACAUAUUUUCCAGUGAACCUAAUGUGAUAUCGAACUUCUUUACUUUCAUCUUAGGCAUAAUCCUUCUUUUUUUUUAAAAAAAAAAAAAGACUAAACUUUUGGUGCACAUCUAGAAUGCUGUCAUUAUGAUCCAGUGCCAUGUAAUGCGUAGUGUGUCCUUGAAGUAUUUUCAUUUCGUCUCAUUCUGCUCUUACUUCAGUCAGAUUUAGUUUUUUUUUUUUUUUAUAUAUAUAUAUAUCUUGCUGAUAUGAUAACUCCCAAAUACUAUAGAACCAUUACGUAAAUCAACCAAACAGAACUGAUUCAUCUUUCAUUUUAUUUACCUAUUUUUAUUACCUAAUCCAGUACUAUUCUAGAAGGCUUUUAAUAUAGUAUGUUAUCUUAUAUUGAUGAUUUUUGAAUGAAUAAUCAAUUACCUUUUGGAUUAACAUUCUAAUUUCUUUAUUGGAGGCGCCUUCACCAUACUUUGUCUUACAAAUCCAUUAUUUGCUUGUAGUUCUCAUGUAAUGCUGAUUAGCAGCUGUUGCCGUUGGAAUACUUUCUGUUGAGAAUUGGUCGGCUGAAUGAACUUAGGCACAAUUUGUUCCAUGUUCAGUUUAGUUUCGGGCCUGUGACCGCUUGUUGGCAGCGUCAUUGCAUCUCUUGUUAGCUCAAGUUGCCAGCAGACUUAAUUCAAAAAGUGAGUUAAAACAACUCAAUGAAGAUGCAGAGCGAAUGAUGAGGGCUAAGGGUGAAAUAUGCUUCCAGAUAUUGGAAAAACAAAGAAAAAUAGCCUCUUUGGAGUCUGACAUAGCUACACUUUCUCAGACUCUCAAGCUCAUUCAGCAAGAAAAAGUCAGCUUAGGAGCCAAAAUUAUUGAGAAGAGUACUUAUUAUGCCAAAGUUGCUGAGGAGAUCAGUCUCAAAUUCCAAGAUCAGCAGGAUUGGGUAAAUGCUAACAUGAUCCGCAGAGAAGUGGGAGAACACGAAUUGGUUAAACUUGAAACUGCCAAGCGAGCAAGUGAAACGGAAGGAUUUUCUGAUACAGUUGGAGGGAUCUCUGGCACUCGUAUAUACUGCAAUCCUAACAAUCUGGUGGAAGAGAGGAAAGAUCUAUUGGGUAAGUUGGAAUCUGCGGAAGCUAAACUUAGUCAAGUUCUAAAGAGGAAAUGUGCACUUGUUUUGGAGAAGUCCAAGAUUGAACAGUCAAUUGAGGAACUUAAGAACGAGUUAAAUGAUUUCAAGCCAGAACUCAGAGCAAUGGAUGAUGUUACAUUGGAGGAAGAGUGCAAGGCUCUCUUAUCAGAUCAAGCCGGAGAAACUGAGUAUUCACGAUCACUUCAAGACCAAAUUGCAAAACUGAAGGGAAUUUCCCGUGUGAUUAAAUGCACUUGUGGAAAGGAAUACAACGCUGGAGUAGGCUUAUGUACAUGAUAAUGCGAACAGUUCUGUAGGUUGGGAGAGUGAAGAAGAAAUGGGUCAUGGGACAAGCUAACCACUAUGCAGGUAAUUGAGGGGGGAAUAGAUGUUUGAUGGUGGUCCUGUGCUAGAAUUUGUCAAAAACUUAACUUGCUGAAGGGUAAUUGCUUCUCUUUCCAAUGUGCUAUUUUCUAUUUUUUACGAUAGUAAUGUGCUAGGUUCUUGAUCCUAUUGUUGUGGAAAACGUUGUUACUACUCAAGCUAAUAAAUAGUUCUUCUCAGUUCAUAAUUCUUUUUCAUUGGAAAACAACUUAGUUGGAUAAAAUACUGAAAUCAAACUAUUUUUUAUUGUGCAACCGCUGUGGACAUUAAUGCCAGCAAUUUGUUUUGAAAAUUAUUUUACGAUUGUUAUUUUGC